CUCCUUGUCACUGUUGAUAAGCUGUCAUGCUUCACCGCUGCCGGAAUCCCCCAAGCCAAGUCCGGAAAUGAGCACCUGGGGUGCAAGGGACGAGUCUCACAGAGUUCAUCUCGGGUAUAGAUACGUAGACCGGGAAAAAGUCUUAAUUUAUGCGCGCGCAGGGAGGAAGCUAGCGAAGGCAGCAGGAAAUGUUGUACCGGCAGAACCUGCGGAGGGAGACGAGAAAAACUGGGUAAUAGAAGGACCUCUGACAGACAUAAGGGCUUCGUAUACCUCGCUGGGGGAGGGUGCGUAUCUGGUUCCCAAUCUGGGUGCAUGGGAGGGGCGCUACGUGUGUGAGGUUUGGGCAGAUUCAGAAAAGUUCAAGACAAGCCCAAAGUUUCUUGUCGAUGAGACGACGCAGGAUUUUCCAAGUAACGAUAAGGCAUGGGACAGAAUGCUAUCGAAAUAUCACAAGACAAUGGAUAGAACUAUUAUUGCUGCGCGACUUCCAAGGGUACAAGUUUAUGCCAUGCGAAUUCCUCCUCGUUAUCUCCCGCCAUCUAGUUGGACAGUUGGGAGUUUGUGGAAGCCUAAGUCUGAUCUUGGAAUAACAGUUCGCUGUGUUGCAAAGAGGAACCUCCAAGCUCUAACUAUCCGUGACCCAGUUAACUGGGGGCAGUGGUGGCCCAAACUGAAUUCUGAAAAUUCGGCAUGGAUGAAUGCGAUAGGAACACAAUAUGACUUGAGUUAAAGUCUAUUUGUUGUCUUCUGGUGUUUGUGGUGAGGGAUCUACUGAGUCGAGUGGGAUGGUGUCAGGGGAGUGCACAUGUGGUUCAAAGGUCAAAAAAUGACUGCAGCAUAUCAGAAAGGGUUGUCAUUGAGGGAACCAAGUAACGGUGACAUUCAAAAUAAGACUGUGUUUGUCCAGCUAAGCUAUACAUAUUCUUGAGAAGAAGUGAUGGAAAGAUGCACAUAUGUUCUCUGGAGGUUUUAAUUGGAAGAUGUUAACAGAGGGUUUAGCUGAGAUUUACUCAGUGUAAAAGGGAUACACACAUACAAGCCACAAGAGGGCAUAAAUUGCAAUAAUCCAGCGAAAGGAUGUUUUUGGACUAGAUCACCCCCACAAAGAAAAGUCCGACGAGAAGGAUAAUGCAUUGAGGGAUUGUCUAGUUCAAUAUGCCAAAAAAAGUGAGUGGAUGGCGCUCUGGGUGUAUGUAGCAGAAGAAUACC
Molecule: messenger RNA, 1212 nt
Organism: Lentinula edodes (shiitake mushroom)
Lineage: Eukaryota; Fungi; Basidiomycota; Agaricomycetes; Agaricales; Omphalotaceae
Exons: 6
Source: RefSeq, a predicted model, not a curated record